Pseudophryne corroboree (corroboree frog) is the source of this 3047-nucleotide messenger RNA. It is a transcript of the gene GPAT4, whose product is annotated as glycerol-3-phosphate acyltransferase 4. Gene Ontology annotation, cellular component: endoplasmic reticulum. Lineage: Eukaryota; Metazoa; Chordata; Amphibia; Anura; Myobatrachidae. Gene Ontology annotation, biological process: triglyceride biosynthetic process. Gene Ontology annotation, molecular function: glycerol-3-phosphate O-acyltransferase activity. The transcript has 13 exons. The record is from RefSeq and is a predicted model, not a curated record. The coding region runs from base 787 to 2148 and encodes 453 amino acids.
UGGUGCAUCUCUAUUGUUGACAGGCCGUGCACGCCCCCGGACCAUCGUUCGAUGACGUCGAAGUGGUGAGAGAGGGACGGGAACGCGCAAGGUCGGAGAGAAGCGGGCUGGCAGUUACAUCUUGCACUCCUGCCCAGGAGUAGGAGGAAGAAGGCUCGGCCACAGCCAGCGUAUGCCCAGUGAGGGGAGGAAUCCCACGCCCCCAGACCCUUACCACCAAGAGAUGCCUGUGCCAGGACGAGCUCAGUUAAGACUGGACUGGAGAGUGGACUUUGGAUUUGGUAGCCAGGGUUAAAGGAUUGAACUUGGGCAUGAUGACAGUGCAUCACAGAUGAGAGAAAACACUGUCAAUGGUCUCCAGCAAGAAAGGACUGGGAUAUUGGUAUUACAAACACACGCAUAUAAAAAAAAAAAACAUACCUGGUGGACCAAGGGGUACUGAGCCACUGCCAGCAAGCAUUACCUAUAGACUAGCAUUGUACUGUCAGAGGAGGACGCUGAAAAGCUGGUACCACUGAGGACGCAUCGGAGCAUCACUAACAAGCCAUUUAAACCUGAACUUCUCCCGCUAAGGACCUGCACCUUAUAAAGUAUUGCUAGUCCUUUGCAAGCUUGUGUCCUCCGUCAUGGCCAUCCUGCACUGCCUCCAGCUAUUCCAUAUGAAGAAGUAACAAAGCCAUUGACCCCUCAAAGUACUACCGUUUCUAUUAUUUAUUCCCCGUGUUAUUUCCCCCCCCUCCUCCUCCUGACACCAUCCGUGGCUUACCUCUCAUUCACUCGCACACCAUGAUCUCCCUGCUCCCAUUUGACAGCUUGCUAUGUAACCUCUUGGGCCUGUCCCUUACAUUGUGGUUUACUCUUCUCCUCGUCUUCAUCAUCGUACCAGCUAUCUUCGGGGUCUCCUUCGGCAUCCGCCGCCUGUACAUGAAAACCUUGCUUCGUAUUUUCACGUGGGCAACCUUACGAAUUGAGCGCGGAGUAAAGGAAAACAGUCACGCUUUGUAUAAGCCUCUAACUAAUGGAAUCAUUGCUAAGGAGCACACGUCUCUGGAGGAGGGUAUAUGGGAACUACGUAGCAAUGGCCGAUCUGGUGGUAAGCCAGAGUUUGAGCUGUCGGACAUCUUUUACUUUUGUCGUCAAGGCAUGGAACGCAUUAUGGACGAUGAGGUGACCAAACGCUUCUCAGCAGAGGAGCUGGAGACCUGGAACCUGCUGAGCAGAACCAACUACAAUUUUCAGCACAUCAGUCUCCGGCUCACCGUGCUCUGGGGCCUGGGCAUGUUGGUCCGUUACACAUUUCUGCUGCCACUCAGGGUCGCUUUGGCUGUUACAGGGAUCAGCCUUUUGGUAUUUGGCACUACAAUAGUUGGAUACCUACCUAAUGGCCAGUUUAAGGAGUUUCUCAGCAAACAUGUGCAUCUUAUGUGUUACCGGAUCUGCGUGCGCGCCCUUACAGCAAUCAUUACAUAUCAUGGCAGUGAGAACAAACCCAGGAAGGGAGGCAUCUGUGUGGCCAAUCAUACCUCUCCCAUUGAUGUCAUCAUCCUGGCUAGUGACGGGUACUAUGCUAUGGUGGGACAAAUCCACGGGGGCCUAAUGGGCAUUAUACAGAGAGCUAUGGUAAAGGCCUGUCCACAUGUCUGGUUUGAACGUUCAGAAGUCAAAGAUCGACAUCUUGUAGCUAAAAGGCUGACCGACCACGUGCAGGACAAGAGUAAGCUGCCCAUCCUAAUAUUUCCUGAAGGUACCUGCAUCAAUAACACAUCUGUAAUGAUGUUCAAGAAGGGAAGCUUUGAGAUAGGAGCCAUAGUGUAUCCUGUGGCUAUCAAGUAUGACGCACGCUUUGGUGAUGCCUUCUGGAACAGCAGCAAAUAUGGGAUGAUCACCUACCUCCUGCGAAUGAUGACCAGCUGGGCCAUAGUGUGCAGCGUCUGGUACCUCCCUCCUAUGACACGUCAGGAGAAUGAAGAUGCUGUGCAAUUUGCGAACCGGGUGAAGUCUGCCAUCGCUCAUCAGGGUGGACUUGUUGAUCUGCUUUGGGAUGGGGGACUGAAACGUGAAAAGGUCAAAGAUGCAUUUAAGGAGGAGCAACAAAAGUUGUACAGUCGUAUCAUCUCUGGAAACCAGGAGAACCGAAGUCGCUCCUGAGCCCAAGGAUCGGGGAGCAGGCUCUUACCUGGACCACACUGCUGCUCCAAAGCCACAGGUAGAAGGCGCGGAGCUGCAGAAAACCAAGCCAUGGAGGGAGAGUCGAGGGAACACAAGAACAGGGAGCAAAUCUGGAUUUAAUAAUGUAUCAACUGAGGAAGUGAAAGAGCAGGAGCCGUAGGGCGCAGCAAGUCCUUGUAAGAACGUAUAGCUGCACCCAUGGGACCCGUAACUCUCACAAUUACUGUUUCAAACACAGUUUCUGAAGGGUGCAGUCCUCUUAAGUUUUCAAACCCAAUAGUGGCCGCAAGUUCUGUUGAAUGUUUUGGAUCCACAAAAAUAGUUUUGUAGAACCUGAACGGUCAUUUGAAAGUAUGUUACAUCUGUGGGACUUUAACUGUUACAGACUGAAAGCCAUCUGAAGCCGAGUCUUGCCCAGCCAUUGACUAGACAGACGGAACAGAUUCCAAGUUCUGUAGUUCGUUGUAUCGUACACGAGGCCAAAGGUUAAAGGUCAUAUUCACUUGCAGGAAUUAAUGUUACGCCAGCAAUGUUUGGGACCUCGUACAGCUGCUGUGGCUGAGACCCUCCAAAACCCCAAUGAAUUUCCUGAAAUGUGGCAUCUUUAUGACUUACGAGUACAGCCUCAUCCAUUCACGCCAUCUACAGUUCCUGCUAGUCACAUGGGUGACUAGCUCCAACAAUCCUGUAAUCUAAAACCGGAGGGUUAAUGAUGUCACUGUGUUUGCGACCUUGCCAGAUCCCAUAUUACGUGAGACAUGUGCCUCCCAUUUUAUCUGUUACACCCUGUCCUGCAUGGGCUUUGGGCCACGUUCCUUGUUUUGUUUUUAUAUAGUCAAUGAAAUAAAAUAUCCUAAGAAAAAACAUUCCUGCCCUCC